This is a messenger RNA of Tetrahymena thermophila SB210, 1346 nucleotides long. Its product is annotated as cyclic nucleotide-binding domain protein. Gene Ontology annotation, molecular function: small GTPase binding; GTPase activator activity. The transcript is spliced from 15 exons. The record is from RefSeq and is a predicted model, not a curated record. Lineage: Eukaryota; Ciliophora; Oligohymenophorea; Hymenostomatida; Tetrahymenidae. Gene Ontology annotation, biological process: nucleocytoplasmic transport; activation of GTPase activity. The annotation marks the transcript as partial. Gene Ontology annotation, cellular component: nucleus; perinuclear region of cytoplasm; cytosol.
UUUUUUAUAUUGGUGAUGAGGGUGUAUCAGUCUUAGGUUCUACUUUAGCAAAGUACAUUAAUCUCUAAAAUUUAACACUAAAUCUUUCUAGCAAUUUAAUUGGUGAUGAGGGUUCAUCAGGCUUAGGUUCUGGUUUAGCAAAUUGCAUUAAUCUCUCAAAUUUGACACUUGAUCUUAGUUUCAAUUAAAUUGGUGCAAUGGGUGCAUCAUGCUUAGGUUUUGGUUUAGAAAAUUGCAUUAAUCUCUCAAAUUUGACACUUGAUCUUAGUUUCAAUUAAAUUGGUGAAGGGGGUGCAUCAAGCUUAGGUUCUGGUUUAGCAAAUUGCAUUAAUCUCUCAAAUUUGACACUCUCCCUUUGGAGUAAUACAAUUGGUGCAAUUGGUGCAUCAGGCUUAGGUUCUGCUUUAGCAAAUUGCAUUAAUCUCUCAAAUUUAACACUUGAUAUUCGUCGCAAUUAAAUUAAUGAAAUGGGCGCAUCAUGCUUAGGUUCUGGUUUAGCAAAGUGCAUUAAUCUCUCAAAUUUAACACUUGAUCUUUGGGAAAAUUAAAUUGGUGAUCAAGGUGCAUCAGGCUUAGGUUCUGCUUUAGCAAACUGCAUUAAUCUCUCAGAUUUGACACUUGAUCUUUAGUAGAAUUAAAUUGGUGCAAUUGGUGCAUCAGAUUUAGUUUCUAGUUUAGGAAAAUGCAUUAAUCUCUUAAAUUUGACACUUGAUCUUAUUUCGAAUUAAAUUGGUGCAAUUGGUACAUCAAGCUUAGCUUCUGGUUUAACAUAGUGCACUAAUCUCUCAAAUUUGUAACUUUAUUUAAGUAAAAAUUAAAUUGGUGAUGAGGGUGCAUCAGCCUUAGGUUUUGGUUUAGGAAAGUGUAAUAAUCUCUCAAAUUUGAUACUUUAUAUCAGGUCUAAUUAAAUUGGCGAUGAAGGUGCAUCUGGUUUAGUUUAAGGUUUAGGAAAGUGCACUAAUCUCUCUAAUUUGACACUUGAUCUAAGUGGUAAUUAAAUUGGCGAGCAGGGUGCAUCAAGCUUUGGUUCUGGUUUUGAAAAGUGCACUAAUCUCUCAAAAUUAACACUUGGUCUUUUUGGAAAUUAAAUUGGUGAUGAAAGUGCAUUGACCUUAGGUUCUGGUUUAGGAAAGUGCAUUAAUCUCUAAAAUUUGACACUUUUUCUUUCGAAAAAUUAAAUUGGUGACGAAGGUGCAUCAGGCUUAGUUUCUGGUUUAGGAAAGUGCAAUAAUCUCUCAAAUUUGAGAAUUGAUUUAAGGUUCAACUAUGUUUAUAGAUCAUAAUAAUUGAAAGUAAAAUGCCUAAAAUCAAAAAGAUUAGUAGCCUUAAUAAUACAAGGUUGGUGA